UAUUAAACGCGCGCGCGCGCGCGGCCGGCCGUGCACUGAACCCGACGGACAAGCCGAUCGAUGCAUGCGCCGCGGUGAACGACAGGUGGUGCACCGGAGGGAGUUGUUGGAGCCAGCAAAUGGCGAAGGCCAAGCCACGGCCGGCGGCGGCCAUCCUUCUUCUGCUCAUCAGCUUCCUGGCCGCCGCCGCGGCUGGUGGUGGCUCGGACGCCGAGACGACGGGCGGCGGCGGCGGCAUGGUGGGCGUGGACGGCACGCGGUUCGUGGUGGACGAUGGCAGGCCCAUCUACUUCAGCGGGUUCAACGCCUACUGGCUGAUGCUGGUGGCGUCGGACCCGGCGCGGAGGGGCAAGGUGGUGGCGGCGUUCCGGCAGGCGGCCGACCACGGGCUCAACCUCGCGCGGACCUGGGCGUUCAGCGACGGCGGCGACACGCCGCUGCAGGCGGCGCCGGGCGUCUACGACGAGGCCAUGUUCCAGGGUCUGGACUUCGUGGUCGCCGAAGCCAGGCGGCACGGCAUCUACCUCCUCCUCUGCCUCACAAACAACUUCCACGACUUCGGCGGCAAGCGGCAGUACGUGCAGUGGGCCAGGGACGCCGGCCACCGCCUCGCCACCGACGACGACUUCUUCAACAGCACCGUCGUCAAGGACUACUACAAGAACCACGUCAAGACGGUGCUGACGCGCGUGAACACCCUCACCGGCGUGGCGUACAAGGACGACCCCACCAUCCUCGGCUGGGAGCUCAUGAACGAGCCCCGCUGCGACGCCGAGCCUACCGGCGCCAUGGUGCAGGCGUGGGUGGAGGAGAUGGCGCCGUACGUGAAGUCCAUCGACGGCGAGCACCUGGUGACGGCGGGGCUGGAGGGCUUCUACGGCGCCGGCGCGCACGAGAGCAAGGACCUCAACCCGUGGGGCAUCUACUACGGCACCAACUUCGUCGAGACGCACCGCGCGCGGGGCGUCGACUUCGCCACCAUCCACCUCUACCCGGACGUCUGGCUCUGGGGCUCCGCCGCCGACGCGCAGCUCGCCUUCCUCCGCAACUGGACGCGCUCCCACGCCCGCGACGCCGACCUCUACCUGCGCAAGCCGCUGCUCGUCACCGAGUACGGCAAGUUCCUCUGGGAGGGCGUCGCCGGCGCCAACCGCACCCAGAGGGACUACUUCCUCCGCCUCGUCCUCGACUCCAUCUACGACUCCGCCGCACGGGGAGGGCCGCUCGUCGGCGGCGCGUUCUGGCAGCUGCUCGACGGCGGCAUGGACACGCUCAGGGAUGGAUACGAGAUCAUACUCCCCGAGGAUCGACUCGCCGCCACCAUCAUCGGUAACCACUCCCGCCAGCUGGCCCAGCUCAGCCUCGUCACCUUCACCGGGGAGGACGUCGACAUCGAAGCGGCGGCGCUUCGCCGGAGGAGCAGGAGAAGCCCGCAUAGCAACAGGAAGAUACGCGUACGCAGCGUGGGUGGUCCUAGUGAUAGUGAUAGUUAUUAUACACAAACACAACGGUUGUUGCACAUACUCUUGGUUCGUUUCAUGUCUUUGUUCACAUCAAUUUCUUCAUUGUUCAGUAGUGUAUAGACUAGAGAAAAUUUUAAUGUAUACUCCACUAGGUAAAAAAAUAUAUACUAGUUAGGUGAUGUGUGUGUGUGACAGGUUGUUCUAGAGGUUAGGGUAGACAUAGGCGAGUAUAUAGAGUAUACAUGUUUUUUUUUUCUUUGAGGACAAAUGGCAGGUGCUCCGUUCUUUCAUUUUAGAGAUAUAAGAGGAAGAAACAAAAUUUACAAGAGGUGGUCAAAAUGGAAAGGAACAGCAGCAGAUAGAGCCAAGCCAACAACAAGGUUAAUUUGCCUGAAGUACUACUCGCCUUGCUGCAUAUAUCUUUCAUUGUAAAGGAUUUAUUUCGUUCCGGAUGUUCCGGACCAUGUAUGUUGUUCCCUGUAUCAUAUAUAGAUGCUCACCAAUUCUGUUCGUUAAAAAAAAAUUGAAAAGAUGUUCAGCAA
Molecule: messenger RNA, 2005 nt
Organism: Sorghum bicolor (sorghum)
Lineage: Eukaryota; Viridiplantae; Streptophyta; Magnoliopsida; Poales; Poaceae
Product: mannan endo-1,4-beta-mannosidase 3
Exons: 4
Coding region: 120-1583 (487 amino acids)
Biological process (GO): carbohydrate metabolic process
Molecular function (GO): hydrolase activity, hydrolyzing O-glycosyl compounds
Source: RefSeq, a predicted model, not a curated record